Molecule: messenger RNA, 564 nt
Organism: Macrosiphum euphorbiae (potato aphid)
Lineage: Eukaryota; Metazoa; Arthropoda; Insecta; Hemiptera; Aphididae
Source: the annotation of a GenBank genome assembly
AUGCUGAUGUUAAUGUUGGCGAGCUCGGGGGCUGCCGCUGAAAAUGAUGUGUCGGCAGGAGAAAACCUUUUCGAGCUGGACACUCUGAACGCGCAAUGCCACAAACCUACCUCGCCGACGACGUCCGCAUCCUUUACACCCGUCGCAGGCCCGCCUCCUGCGGAAACCUCGGAACAUUUUUGGCCGCCACCUCCACCUCCUGAAGUAACCUCGGAAAACUUUUGGCCGCCACCUCCACCUCCUGAAGUAACCUCGGAAAACUUUUGGCCACCUCCUCCGUCUCAUGCUGUAACCGCAGAACAUUUUUGGCUGCCUCCUCCACCUCCUGCUGUAACUUCGGAAAACUUUUGGCCACCUCCUCCGUCUUUUGCUGUAACCUCAGAACAUUUUUGGCUGCCUCCUCCGCCUCCUGCAGUAACUUCGGUAAACUUUUGGCCACCUCCUCCGUUUCAUGCUGUAACCUCAGAACAUUUUUGGCUGCCUCCUCCGCCGCCACCGAUGACGACCGGCACGGCAGCGUUCCGCCGUUACCCUGCUGUGCAGAAGAUAUUAAUAAGAUAUUAA